GGAGGUCGGUUGGCAACGCUGAAAUAUGCAAAAUUUAAGUUUUUUUUUUCUUUGCGUGUUUGUUUGUCGCUGUUGCAAAACGUAGCCCGAUUUGGAUGCAGAUCACCGAUUCAUUCCAAUUGGAAAACCCGGAAACGUUCACCGCUGCGAUUCAUAUUGGAAUUCGUUUCUUGAAGGUGGUGGUCUCUCGGUGGUGUUCGCAGUUUUUUUCACCGGAAAAGUAAAGUUGUCGCCAAUGAAAUGGCAACACUGAGGAAACGAUGAUCUCAACAAUGAAGAGCUGCAGAAAGAGCGAAAAGUUGGCGGCGGUGGCGGCAGCGGUGACGGCGGUGGAAGUGUUGUGAGUGAGACCGGUUUUUUUUCCUCUUUCGUUAGUGUUUCGGAGUUCACCUGGAGGAUCGUCUUCUUCUGGUGAUUCAGCGCUGUCGACGUUCCUUCGACUGUUCAGUAGUUGUCGUUUCCUCAUUUUCGACUUCCUUUCUUUUCUGUCUCCUUGUUUUCAUUCCGUUCCGUUUGCGCGUUCUCUCUUUCUGUAUUUCUGUCUCCCCCCGAAUUUGCGUGGGUCCGUUUCGGUGUGGAGGAGGGCCCCUGCAGGUCCUUGGCGACACCCCGAUCCUGCAGGAUGUCGGGUCCUCCAGGUGCGAACCCCUGCACCACCAGGGUGCUCAAAUCUUCACCAAGUGGACUCUCCAAGCAGGGCCCCAUCAAGGCCACCAUACCAAUGUCCUCGCUGGUCAAACAGAGUAGCUCUCUGCAGAAGAGUCCAACCAUUAUGUCUUCGUACUGCACCACCAACACCACCUGGAAAAAUACCAUCUCUUCAAACCACUCUGGACAAAGGAGCCCUGGCUCUUCGAUAAACAAAGGGAAUGUCAGAUGUUUGAGCAAUGCUGCCAAUGGAGGAAGUGCUAUUCGGAGGACAGCCUCCUUGGAUACAAUCUAUGUCUCAGGGCAGUGGCCACGGGAAUCCAACUACUGUGUCCAGCCAGCACUGCAAAUAAACAAAGCAACACAGACUGAUGAGUGUGAUUGGGUGGAGUCUAGGAAGAUCCAUCUGAGGCAAGACAGUGAUGAGAGGAUGAUGGACAAGUUCAGACAUAGGCUGCAGAGGAGCAAUAAUCAACAGACAUCCAGCAGCAGGAUUUCACCCAUCACUGGUGACCACACACUCACCACCAGCUCCCAAACAAACACAUCGUUCAUAAUACCUAGAGCGACACCAGCUGUAAGCAUACCAAUAAAGCCGUUGCCCAGACCGACGAUGAGGAACUCGGUGGAGGGUCUUAACCAGGAGAUCGAGGGUUUCGUGCUGAAGGCGGCCGGAGACGUGGCGAGCGAUAGGAGCGAGGAUUACGAUAAGCUGACGCAGAUCACGCCCGAAGGACAUCGGGCACCGCUGCCCGAUCUCUUCAGGAACACCAGGUCCGUGAACACACAAACUCCGUCCCUGGUUGACGUCACUGGCAGCUGCCAAUCUUCGAGUCCCCCUUCAAGAGACUCAAUAUCACCCAUGUCACAUGGGUAUUCAGACACGUCACCCUGCUCAGGUGGCAGCAGAGGUUCGAGUCCUGAUGCGGAUGGCGGCGGCGGCAGUCGGCUCGGUACGUCGCCUCGCAUGUUCUUGGCCCGCGGGCCACCGGACGGCUGCGAGCGAGUUCACCUGGUGGCCCUGGACGAGAGGCGGAGCCUGCCGCUGGACAACGCCCCACAGCCCAGCAACUUCCAAUUGAAACCUAGUCAAGGCUCCGCCUUCAAGAUUCUGCAGCCCGCCUCCAAGGAUCACCCACCAAUAGUGCCCACAGACGAACAGGACCUGAUCUAGCUUAUAAUGAUGAUGAUGAUGAUUAUGUUACACCAUACGUUUAACUCUACAAUUACAAACAAUAAGCAUAAUAGUAAUAAUAUACACAUACAAGAGGUGGAGAGACUCGUAACGCGAAAAAGAGGGCGUACUAAAAACAGCAGAAUGUAUAUAUAUAUAUAAUAAUAAUAUUGAUGACGUUGAGUGCUUCAGGUCAGGAGUUUACGUUUAUCGACUAUAUAUUUUUGUAUAUAAUUUCGAUAUAUAAUAUAUAUGUACAUACAUAUAUAUAAAUAAAAAAGCGUCAAAGGGGACGGAUUGCGAGAGAAAUAAAACGAGAAGUUUUUUUGGAGAAAGACAAAAAGUAUAUAUUUGGAACUGAUUAGUCAAUUAGGGCAUUAUUGAGAGGAAAAAA
Nicrophorus vespilloides is the source of this 2216-nucleotide messenger RNA. Its product is annotated as glucocorticoid-induced transcript 1 protein-like. The record is from RefSeq and is a predicted model, not a curated record. The transcript is spliced from 6 exons. The coding region runs from base 623 to 1822 and encodes 399 amino acids. Lineage: Eukaryota; Metazoa; Arthropoda; Insecta; Coleoptera; Silphidae.